Molecule: messenger RNA, 1865 nt
Organism: Drosophila persimilis
Lineage: Eukaryota; Metazoa; Arthropoda; Insecta; Diptera; Drosophilidae
Gene: Shmt
Product: serine hydroxymethyltransferase, cytosolic
Exons: 4
Coding region: 92-1711 (539 amino acids)
Biological process (GO): L-serine catabolic process; folic acid metabolic process; purine nucleobase biosynthetic process
Cellular component (GO): nucleus; cytoplasm; cytosol
Molecular function (GO): cobalt ion binding; mRNA 5'-UTR binding; serine binding
Source: RefSeq, a predicted model, not a curated record
CGUUUCGGUGACGACGCUUCCGUUUGCUUCUUUGCCGCUAGUUCAGAUCUGAACGCCAGUAGCCGCAGAGGGGAAGAGACACAUUUAUAUCAUGCAGCGCAUAAGCCAUCACCUAACACAAAAGCUCGUGCCAGGCCUUAGCAGAGACUUGAACACCAAAACGGUUAACUUUUCUCUUCGCCAGCGGCAGCAGCCGGUCCGAGCUUUUACACAGAAAUUAUUGCCGGCAGCGCUGCUAACGCCAUCAUUUCCAUUCGCGAUCAGACGAUAUUCGGAAGGCAAAAAAACCACAACUUUGGGCUCGAAAAUGGAGGAUCAAAAACUGCUGCAGGCCACGCUGGAGGAUAGCGAUCCGGAGCUGGCGAAUCUCAUCAAGCAGGAGAAGGAGCGACAGCGCGAGGGACUCGAAAUGAUUGCCAGCGAGAAUUUCACUUCGGUGGCCGUUCUGGAGAGUCUUGGCUCCUGCCUGACCAACAAGUACUCGGAGGGAUAUCCCGGCAAGCGGUACUAUGGCGGCAACGAGUUCAUUGACCGCAUCGAGCUGCUGGCCCAGAAGCGCGGCCGUGAGCUAUUCAAUCUGAACGAGGAGGUGUGGGGCGUGAAUGUCCAGCCAUACUCGGGCUCUCCGGCCAAUAUGGCCGCCUAUGUGGGCGUCUGUCGUCCGCACGACCGCAUCAUGGGCCUGGAUCUGCCCGAUGGCGGUCAUCUGACGCACGGCUUCUUCACGGCCACCAAACGGAUCUCGGCCACCUCGAUCUUCUUCGAGAGCAUGCCGUACAAGGUGAACCCCGUGACGGGCAUUAUUGACUACGACAAGCUGGCCGAGGCGGCCAAGGCCUUCAAGCCGCAGAUCAUCAUCGCCGGCAUCUCGUGCUACUCUCGCCUGCUCGACUACGGACGCUUCCGUCAGAUCUGCGACGAUGUGGGCGCCUACCUAAUGGCCGAUAUGGCUCAUGUGGCAGGUCUGGUUGCUGCCGGUCACAUACCAUCGCCCUUCCAGUACGCCGACAUUGUGACCACAACCACGCACAAAACCUUGCGCGGACCACGCGCCGGCGUCAUCUUUUUCCGCAAGGGCUUGCGCAGCGUAAAGACCAACGGGGACAAGGUGCUGUACGAUCUGGAGGAUCGCAUCAAUCAGGCCGUCUUCCCAUCGCUGCAGGGCGGACCACACAACAAUGCCAUAGCCGGCAUUGCCACCGCCUUCAAGCAGGCCAAGUCCGCGGAAUUCAAGAGCUACCAGUCCCAUGUGAUCAAGAACGCCAAGGUGCUUUGCGAGGCCCUGAUUGCCAAGGGCUAUCAGGUGGCCACCGGCGGCACUGAUGUCCAUCUCGUGCUGGUGGAUGUCCGAAACGUCGGCCUUACCGGUGCCAGGGCGGAGCUAAUUCUCGAGGAGGUAGGAAUUGCCUGCAACAAGAACACCGUUCCCGGGGACAUGUCCGCCAUGAAUCCGUCCGGUAUCCGUUUGGGCACACCGGCGUUGACCACGCGCGGCCUUGUCGAGAAGGACAUCGAUCAGGUGGUGAACUUCAUAGAUGCGGCCCUCAAGAUCGGCGCCGAGGCCGCCCAGGCUGCGGGCAGCAACAAGAUGGUCGACUUUCAGAAGGUCCUCGCUGAAGAUGCAACGAUCAAGGCCAAGAUCGAGCAGAUCCACAAGUGCGUGAUCGCGUUCAGCAAGCAGUUCCCUCUGCCCGGCCUCAAGACUUUUUAAUACGCAAAAGCAUUUAAAGCAUUUGUUUUUUUUCACGUCCGUUCGCAUCCUUUCGCCAAAUGAAAUGCAAAGAAUUUAAUUGUUUGUAAUAAUUUCCGAUUGCCAGAAACAAGUGGAAAUAGUUGUUAAGAUAAUAAACAAACAGAAACCUCAA